AUGUCCUGCACGCCUACCGCGAACACCCUGUUCACUUCAACCAAGCUUGGCCUAUUCCGGCUUCAACAUCAAAUCGUCAUUAGUCCUCCAUCACAUACAUCGAUGGUAUCAGUGGAAGAAUUCUAUCGAACUUGUACGACUGAAGGAGGACUGGUCAUCGUACCAUAUGACACUAAUGCUUCCAUCCAAAGAAAUAUUGCAGAAAUCAUUCAUACCGCGAAAGGCAUAGCAUUCUGUCUAGUGGACGUGCCCAGCUCUCCAGCUGAGAGCUUUGUUGAAAGAAUACAAAGCUGCAUUACUGACGCAAUUUCUUGUGGUUACGAUGGAAUUGAAUUAGAUGUCUCUCAAGGAUCUGCUUUGCAAGGCAUUUUGUUCAACAGCACUAAAGUCGUCAGUGAAGUGUCGAACAUCCUUCAAGCUCUCACAACACUCAUUACGGAUGAACGACUCGGCCUUCGCUUUUCUCCGUUUUCCUUCAUGGACGGCGCCCACACGACCAACUUCCUCCAGCUGUACAUUGGUAUCAUCGAAUACCUUAAACACAUUCAUCCCUCACUCGCAUUUGUGCAUUUCCUUGGAAGCACCUCAUUCGAAGACUUUGAAUAUUCACAGAACAAAUCUUUGGAUGUCUUUCGGGCUGCGAUAGCAUUUCCUAUGUCAAUGGACUCUAUGGAUAGUGACGGCACAAGAUUCAUAUCCUCUGCUAGCUACUCUCCCGACGCAUUCAAGUUGGAGUCCACUCGUACCGGCGAAUUGAUUUCAUUCAGUCUCCCGUCAAUUGCCAACCCUGACAUAGUCUCCCUACUCCGUCAAGGUCUUCCGCUUCAGAAUCUCCCUCGGGUAACCCAACGUCUCUCCGAUAUUCUUACAUCGUUUAAGGAGGGGAAAGAGUACGUGUUCUACUGGGACUCGCUUCAGCGAGAACAGGUCUUGCAAGCGAUGCAGUGUCUUGGUCAGUACUUGGGUCAGUUUGAGCCCGCACUGUCAUACGAAGGCACCGAUAAACGGGUCGUUUGGCGAAAAUCGUGCUGGUUCGCAUCCGAAGGCAUCGCUGAUCCGCUUCUGGAUACAGAGCAUGAGAUUUCAAAGUUCGACGGUGAUCUGAAAGAUGGUCUUUCGGGUUUGGUGGCGCUGCGGAACUCUGAUGUCAGAGCUUCGUUGGAAUACCUCAAGCGUGUUCUCGAUAGCACUCUCGUUUCGUGCUGCCAUGCUAUCGGAUUAAGCAAGGACCUGAUUCAACGCUGCACUGUACGAUACCGAAUCAUCAAGUACGUUGCUCAUGCAGGAAACCCUGGGGGUAUCGGCCUUCACCCUGAUGGAAAUCUACUCUCAGCGCUCAUUACCGAUGGACCUGGGCUUGGUGUAUACGAUUUCGAUGGGACGUAUCGUGAGCCUGGAGUCGGAGGAACGAUCCUUAUGGGUGGUUCUACGUUGUAUAGGUGGUCCAAAGGAACAUAUUUGCCUACAUUCCAUGAUGUAAGUAUUGGGCAGGAGCAGAAGAAGACUUCCAUCGUUGCCUUCUUCAAUCUACCGGAUAUGGAGGACAUUCCACAAAGCGCCGGGCCAGAUACAGAGAAGAACAGUUUUUUCCAUGAUAUCAGAGUCAUAAAGGAGGAUGACAAGUCCCCCGCCGGAGAGUUGGCACCGCUUUGGAAAACAAUUAUUCAGAGACACAAUCUCAUUUUACCUUCGUAG
Messenger RNA from Lentinula edodes (shiitake mushroom), 1695 nucleotides. RefSeq lists its product as uncharacterized. The record is from RefSeq and is a predicted model, not a curated record. The transcript has 4 exons. Lineage: Eukaryota; Fungi; Basidiomycota; Agaricomycetes; Agaricales; Omphalotaceae. Gene Ontology annotation, molecular function: FMN binding; oxidoreductase activity. Bases 1 to 1695 code for a protein of 564 amino acids.